Xenopus tropicalis (tropical clawed frog) is the source of this 2656-nucleotide messenger RNA. The record is from RefSeq and is a predicted model, not a curated record. NCBI's taxonomy places the organism in Eukaryota, Metazoa, Chordata, Amphibia, Anura, Pipidae.
UGUGUUCAUUCUAAGAUACAAAUACAAAUGUUAAAUGUAUUUUUAUCUGGGGCUGUUGUCUCUUUAAAUCACAAAGGUGUAUAAAAACUUAAAAGUACGGUAGCAGAGAGGAAGAGCACGUGACCGGCACAGUUUCGCUUUGGCAAAUAUUUAACUGUCGCUUCUUGCUAUUACACAUCUCUGCAGAGCAGUGUUGUAACCUUCCCAAACUGAAUGCUGGAAAACGAGAAACAAAUAUGGAGAAUAAUGAAUAACUUGAACCAUUUGGAACCUGGUCAUUCUGAACACAUCAUAAAGACUGAACAGAAAUUUCCCUUGUUUCUUUCCAUAGCUGACUCAAUCUAGGAUUCAAAUGUCCUCCGACGAAAACAUCGUGGACUUCCAGGAGGACAAAAUGGAAAAUUCCACCUGCACAAAAUAUGUAGAUAUGGAAUUGUUCCUGCAUUGCUCACUUGUUCCCUCCAUUCUUAUCAUUUUGGCACUUUCUUUCCUUGAAAAACGUGUUAACAAGUCAAAACUAGACAACAAAUUUUACCUUCUCAGUGGAAGAUUUGGAAUAGUCAUUCCUUUAGAUCUUAUUGGAACUUUCAGCAACAGGUGGACCUAUGGUUUUGCAUUUGGUGCCAUAGCCAACCAAGUCCUAUCCCUGUUUUCAGAGGAAUAUCUUCCCAUAGGAGUGCCUACCUGGGCAAAAGCCCUUAGUCUUUUCAUUGGAGCCAUUGAGGUUGGACUGUCAUUUUAUCCUAUUUUUGCCUGUCUCAGCACUGCAAAUAAAUUAAUUGGGUCUAUUACUGGAUUUCUAUACACUCUCACUUGGUUUAUCAUCGCAACCAUAGACAUUGUCUCGUGCCCAGAUGGAAAUGUUAUAGGCCGCUAUGAAAAUAUCAUCUUUUAUUGGCCCUGCCUGCUCUGCUUUAUAUUUCUGCUUAUCAGGUUUGUUUACCUGUUCAUAAAGUCCAUCAGAGUGAUUAUAGGUGUGGAGGAUGUCAUUGAUGAAGGAAAUUGUUUUUUGCCAAUACAUCAAGCUGAACAUGUGAAAAGACUUUUUAGAAAACCUGUGGUGGAGAAAAAGUCCUGGUUUGCAAGAAAAAUAUAUGAUUCUGAUCCUUGUUUUAAAUUCCCCAGCAGAAUGAUUGGCACUACAGUCCUGUCCUUGCUGUGUCUGUACAUUUUUGUUACUAUAGAAUUUAAAUUCAUUAUUGCUCUUUUACGAUUGCUGACAAAUUUUGAAGGAUUACUAGAAGAUCCUAAAUCCGAUUUUUACGUAUUUAAUGAAUCGAUCACAACUGUAAAGGAAUUCCACAGUGCUUUGGAGGGUGUAUGGUUUUUCAGUAUCUUCUUAGCAAGUGCCAUAACAGUUUCCUACAUAUUUCACAUUUUAGUCUGCUACAGAAAACACAUGAAGCGGCUUUGGAUAGGAAACAGGUCAUUCCUGCCUGUAAAGUUUCAAGUUCCCUCUCCCUAUGAGAGUGUGGCAGCGAUUGCAAGAUAUUCUGGAUGGCAAGUUGCAUACCUUUUGUGGGGUUACAUCAUAAUGCAUAUUGUUCAGAUAAUAUUAGGAUUGGCUUUUGCGUAUGCUUUUGUUUAUCCAAUAAAGCACGGUGAAGCACUUAAGUUGUUUAAAGGCUUGGGUAUCUUCAUUCUCACGAUUGGCAUCGUGAUUGCUCUUAUGAUGCUGCAAGUUGUACUCGCUCGCCUGUUCUUUCUGCAGCAGAAAAUCUCUUGUAAUGAUAAGCAGAAACCUUUGGCACUCAACAACAGGAAGGCAUUUCACAACUUCAAUUAUUUCUUUUUCUUCUACAAUGUGAUUGUUGGACUGAGCGCGUGCCUAUUGAGAUUGCUCAGAAGUGUGAUACUGGGGAGCUGGCUAAUAGCUCGGAUUGACAGGUCAAUACUGCAAAGGGGAUUUGAAUCAGGUGACACAGGCUACACGACAUGGAUUGGGAUGAUAUAUGUGGAUCAUUAUCACACAAACCCAGUGCUUGUGAGCUUUUGCAACAUUCUUUUAACAAAGAGGGCCGAGAAAACAGUAAGAGAAUGCUCUUCAUACCAUGGAUUCUCUGACUCAGGUUCAAAUAUUCAAGCCCGGACACGAUGGCUUCUAUAUUACACUCUCUUGAAAAACCCAAGACUUAUAUUGCAAAGGAAAAUGAAAGAACUGGGCGAUGCAGAAUUGAGCAAAGCCAUAACCCACGCUAGAACUGUUCAGGCUACUGUUAUGGAGGCUGGAGUAAGAAAUAUCUUCGAAUUACCAAUUGAUGUAAACUGCGUGGAGAUUAGAGAACGGCGAUCAUUUGACUCUAAGCAGGUUACAGGAAAUGAUUCAGAAUAUUAAUUUAAGACUGAACAAGGUUUUCUAAAGGUCAAAAAAUACCUUUUUUUAGAACUGAAAUGUUUAAUUUAUUAUGUGUGGUCUAGUUUCCCCUUCAAAUAUUUACCCUAUACUAAAACAAAGAAGGCAAGACUGUAGAAAAUUGCUUCUGUUGCUUACUACUACUGUGUUGUAUGCUGUAUAACAAAUGCAGUAAAAUACUUUUAACUAAGAAAGGUUUAUUUAUCAGUGGUCCUUGUUGGUAAGUUUAAUUUACCAGAACCUUAUUAUAGAACAAGACCCUGAGACAAGGUUCUUAGCAUAACUGCUAUUCAUUGAUCAAAG